Molecule: messenger RNA, 2000 nt
Organism: Harmonia axyridis
Lineage: Eukaryota; Metazoa; Arthropoda; Insecta; Coleoptera; Coccinellidae
Gene: abs
Product: ATP-dependent RNA helicase abstrakt
Exons: 1
Coding region: 96-1922 (608 amino acids)
Biological process (GO): mRNA splicing, via spliceosome
Cellular component (GO): spliceosomal complex
Molecular function (GO): RNA binding; ATP binding; zinc ion binding
Source: RefSeq, a predicted model, not a curated record
AGGUCUAUGGUUAUUGUACUUUGUUAUUUGUGUAUGUUACCUGUCAAAUAAUUAUCUGAUAAUUUGCAAAAAAAUUGGUUUUGUUGAAUAUUAAGAUGAGCUAUGAUAAAAAUUCCAUUAAAAGAUACCGACACGAUGAAUCCAAUGAUUCGGAAAGUGAUGACAAUUACGUACCUUACGUACCGGUGAAAGAAAGAAAAAAGCAAAAAUUAUUGAAACUAGGCCGUUUAAAAGAAACAGAAUCUCAAAAGUCCCAGUCCAGCGAAAACGAAGAAGAUGAUGAUGAAUUGUGGAGCAGGAAGAAUAAAGUGUCCCUACUUGAUCAACACACCGAGUUGAAGAAAAUUGCAGAAGCUAAGAAAGUUAGUGCAGUGGAGAGGCAAUUGAAAAAGGAAGAGGAGAUAUUAGAAAUAGUAGCAGAAAAGAAAGCUCUCAUGGGUGUCUCAGAAUUAGCGAAAGGCAUACAAUAUAAUGAUCCUAUAAAAACAAGUUGGAGACCUCCCCGCUAUAUUUUGGAGAGUUCACAUAGUAGACAUGAUAAAUUAAGACAAAAAAUGAGGAUACUUGCUGAAGGUGAAGACAUUCCUCCUCCCUUAAAAACGUUCAAAGAUAUGAAAUUGCCAAAAAGUAUAAUAAUGGGAUUGAAAGAAAAGCACAUUAAAAAACCGACCCCAAUUCAAGCUCAAGGCAUACCAACUGUGUUAUCUGGUAGAGACAUGAUUGGCAUUGCUUACACUGGUUCCGGUAAAACUCUUGUUUUUGUCCUUCCUCUGAUAAUGUUCUGCUUAGAGCAAGAAUACAAGUCUCCGUUUGGAAAAAAUGAGGGACCUUACGGAUUGAUAAUAUGUCCUUCUCGUGAAUUAGCCAAGCAAACUUUUGAUAUUAUCCAGUAUUUCUGUUCUUUUACUUUGAAGCACAAUUUGCCAGAAAUAAGAUGUUGCUUGGCAAUUGGAGGUGUACCAAUUCAGGAAGCUCUAGAUACAAUUCAAAAAGGCGUACAUAUCAUGGUCGCUACUCCAGGUCGUUUGAUGGACAUGCUGGAGAAAAAGACAGUCCGUCUUUCUGUCUGCAGAUAUCUAUGUAUGGAUGAAGCGGAUCGUAUGAUUGACAUGGGUUUUGAAGAGGAUGUAAGAACGAUAUUUUCUUAUUUCCGAGGACAGAGACAGACACUACUCUUUUCCGCUACUAUGCCGAAAAAGAUACAAAACUUUGCAAGAUCGGCUCUGGUGAAACCUGUUACGAUCAAUGUUGGUAGGGCAGGAGCAGCUUCUAUCAAUGUUAUCCAAGAAGUUGAAUAUGUUAAACAAGAAGCGAAAAUUGUUUAUUUGUUGAACUGUCUUCAGAAGACAGCCCCUCCUGUGUUGAUCUUUGCUGAGAAAAAGCAAGAUGUCGAUGCCAUUCAUGAGUAUUUGUUAUUGAAGGGGGUUGAAGCUGUUGCUAUACAUGGAGGAAAGGAUCAAGAGGAACGGUCCAGAUCAGUGGAAGCUUUCAGGAAAGGCAAGAAGGAUGUCCUUGUAGCAACAGAUGUCGCUUCUAAAGGAUUGGAUUUUGCCGACAUUCAACAUGUUAUUAAUUAUGAUAUGCCCGAUGACGUGGAAAACUAUGUGCAUCGUAUAGGAAGAACUGGGAGGUCUGGGAACAAAGGUCUAGCUACAACAUUCGUUAAUAAGUCCAACGAAGAAUCCGUACUUUUGGACUUGAAGCAUCUAUUGAUAGAAUCGAAGCAGAAAGUUCCAGCCUUUCUGUUCGAGAUUUGUUCGGAGAAUGAGAUAUAUCUCAACAUGGGAGAGAAAGGGUGUACAUAUUGUGGAGGUCUGGGUCAUCGUAUUACAAAUUGUCCCAAAUUGGAGGCUGCUCAGAACAAACAGGCUUCUAAUAUUGGAAAGAGGGACUAUUUGUCCAACACAGCGGCAGAUUACUAAUAUUAUAUGAUUUUUUCUUGUACAUAUUGUAUAUAUAAAUUGUAAAUAUUUUGAAAUAAAAUAAUAAAUAAAAAUAAA